Poeciliopsis prolifica (blackstripe livebearer) is the source of this 3087-nucleotide messenger RNA. It is a transcript of the gene col9a3, whose product is annotated as collagen, type IX, alpha 3. The transcript is spliced from 32 exons. Lineage: Eukaryota; Metazoa; Chordata; Actinopteri; Cyprinodontiformes; Poeciliidae. Bases 178 to 2214 code for a protein of 678 amino acids. The record is from RefSeq and is a predicted model, not a curated record.
CUGUGUGCAGACAGCCGGAGCUGGAGGCUCGGGUUUAUCUGGGAGCAAAGAGAAAGCCAUUCAGGAGCUGCACGCCGUCAGGUGAAGGAAGGCUCCGCCGCUGGGGGGAAGGAGAAGAGUUUGGAGGAUUUGACCUCUUUUCCAUUAAACUCUGGCUUGUGAGGACGAGCGCGGACGAUGACGGCGUUCUCAGCUCUUUGGAUGCUCUUCCUGUGCCAGCUGCUGUCGUCCUCCUUCGCCCAGAGGGUUGGCCCCAGAGGAACCCCAGGGCCUCAAGGACCACCAGGACAACCAGGAAGGGAUGGCACUGAUGGGAAACCAGGACCUCCUGGGUUGCCAGGAAAAGCUGGCCCAAAAGGGAAAGAAGGCAUUCCAGGAGGACCAGGAAAACCAGGUCUGCCAGGACUUCCAGGAAUUGAUGGCUUGACCGGUCCAGAUGGUCCUGCUGGCAGAGACGGACCCCCAGGGGAAACAGGUGAAGCUGGACCUCCGGGGCCACCUGGACCUCCUGGCAGGGGGAGACCAGGAGCCCCAGGAUUACCUGGGACCAACGGGUUGCCGGGCGGAGCCGGACCCCAGGGAGCAGCAGGUCCAGAGGGUCUUCCAGGACUUCCAGGACCUCCUGGCCCUGAUGGACCCCCAGGGCUUCCUGGCUCUCUUCAAGAUCUUAACGGUGACCUUCUGUGUCCUGCUAUCUGUCCUCCUGGUCCCCCAGGCCCACCCGGGAUGCCAGGAUUUAAGGGACACACUGGACACAAAGGAGACAAAGGAGAGCCCGGAAAAAAUGGAGAGAAGGGGGAUUCUGGUCCACCGGGACAGUCAGGUGUUCCAGGAACUGUUGGUCUGCAGGGCCCUCGUGGUCUAAGGGGUCUGCCAGGCUCAAUGGGAUCUGCAGGGGACAGAGGCUUCCCGGGUUUCAGAGGCAAACCUGGCAUGGCUGGAAUCAUUGGAAAGACAGGCGAUGUUGGGGAAAAAGGACCGCAGGGGUUUAAGGGACCUAAAGGAGAGAUUGGCAAAAUUGGUCCCAAAGGAGCACUGGGUGGAGCAGGACCCAAAGGGGAGCCUGGUAUACCUGGACGAGAUGGGAAAGAUGGAACGCCGGGGUUGGAUGGCGAGAAGGGUGAUCCUGGACGCCAUGGAGUAGUUGGAGAGAAAGGACCAAAUGGACUUCCUGGUUUGCCUGGAAAGGCUGGAGCUAAGGGGUCAAAAGGACAAAUCGGUGAUCCAGGGAAGAAUGGGGAGCAAGGACCCUCUGGAGAGCCAGGUAUUCCUGGUGAAAUUGGCAUUCCAGGAAUCAGAGGGAUACCAGGUCCCAGAGGAGUGGCUGGAGGUAUUGGACCAGUAGGCAAUUCUGGGCCUCUGGGAGUGAAAGGCUUUCAGGGAGUCAAAGGAGCCUUGGGCGACCCAGGCCUUCCAGGGCCAACAGGACUCCGUGGGGACUUUGGUGACAGAGGUCCAGUUGGAGCUUCUGGAGCAAAGGGAGACAUAGGUGUGGCUGGAAGUGAUGGUUUACCAGGAGAGAAUGGAGAACCUGGUCCGUUUGGGCCAGUUGGACAGAAAGGAGAGUCAGGAAAGAGAGGUGAACUGGGGCCCAAAGGUGUGACAGGUCCACAAGGCGAGAUCGGGGCCAGAGGGCCUCCAGGAAAACCAGGACUGAUGGGCUUCCAAGGGGAACAGGGUGUGCCAGGAAUCGCAGGAAAGACCGGUGUACCUGGUAAACUAGCAAGUGAGCAGCACAUCAGAGAGCUGUGUGGUUCCAUGAUCGAUGACCAGAUUGCACAGCUGGCGGCCAACCUGCGGAGGCCCCUUGCCCCAGGAACAGUGGGCCGACCCGGCCCCGCGGGUCCUCCAGGAAAGCAAGGGGUUGCUGGUUCGGUCGGGCAUCCAGGGACCCGUGGACCGCCAGGAUACAGAGGCCUGCCAGGAGAACUUGGAGAUCCAGGACCCAGAGGUGAUGUUGGUGAGGCAGGUGAUAAGGGACCUGUGGGCAAAACCAUUGAUGGGCCUCCUGGAGACCAAGGACACCAAGGUCUUCCUGGAGUACGUGGGAUUGUCAAAGAUGGCCGUGAUGGGUCUCCUGGAGAUCCGGGUGAGCCUGGAGAGUCUGGCAGGGCAGGUAGGACUGGGCAUCAGGGUCCCCCAGGGAUCUGUGAUACAACAGCCUGCCAGGGAACGUCACCAGCUGGGAAAUCCUCAAACCCCAAAAACAAUUAAACACGACUUCCUGCAGCCUGACCGCUCCGCUUUUAGGAGGGAAGGUUAACAUGAGGAGGAGAGGAAUGACAAGAGAACGUUCACAACAAGUCCACUUUAUUUAAAUACAUGUAUCACAAGGGAGGAAUAACAUCUACAAAUGUGAAUGGAGGAACAUUCCAAGAGUGACAGGAACACCAAAGCAACUGAGAGACCCAAAAGAUUACAGGUAAUAUCUUGAAAUAAAGCAGAUCAGGCAAGGAAAAGAAAACAAGAGAACAACUGUAGUGACUCAAAAGUGUCACAUAACAACUGGCAUAAGUUUGUAAAUGUUUCGAUGCUCCAUUUGUUUUGAUUAUCAACGCGACAACUGUGACCGUCUCUGAUGUGAACGCCCAUUUGACACGGCUUAUUGUGUGAAUCACAGGUGUUACCUCAAUAUACAAACUGACAGUAUAAAAUGUGGACAAAGGUGCUGGACCUGUAUAUGUACUGUAAAAGUAAUAAAAUAACAAUUACCCAGGUGCCCAGAAAUUGUGUAGAAUGCAAAAAAAAAAAAAAAAAACUUAACUGUUUUUGUUUUUUUGGGGGGGUUUACAGCUUGUUUUUUUACAUAACUUGUAAAGUGAAGGUGAUUCACUAAAGGUAAGAGAAUAAAGAAGAUCAAACUUGUGGAUGCAUAAGUCAGACCUGUAUAAUUCAUAAAGAAAUUUGAAAAUGUUUAUUUUUAUUUUUUUGUUUUUCAAUCAGCAAAGACAUCCACUGUGUACCGCCGGUGCUGUAACUAUUAAAUAUACAUUACUUUAAAUACUAUUUAUUAUUGUGGGGACUGUUGUAUGUACAGCUACAGCGACAUGUUGUAAGAACAAAUAAAGCCACUUUUCAGUAAAACAA